UUAUUUCAUUAUUGAGUAUCCAAACUUGGAAGAAGUUAUUGAAGUUCAUAAAUUACUAGUUGACACAACCAUUUGCCAUUCUCAAUUAUUAGUUUGUAGUUUAUAUUAGAGUCGAACUAACUAUAAGAAACUGCCAAAGUUUGUUUUGAUAUGCAGGUGGACAGCAACGUAACGUGUGGUCUUGAAGAAACCAAUAUGUGAAUUUCGAAAUUAAUGACAUUAACCCAUCGGUAUUUAUAUAUACGAGAGAGAGAGAGGCACCAAACAAACUCAACAAACAAAGGGCUAAUUAGGAAGAGAGUAUGGAGAGUGGUAUUGUAACAAUGAAUCAUGAAUGCAAAGCAACUUCAACAAUCACCAUUAAAGGUAUUCUAAGCCUUUUAAUGGAAAGUGUUGGUGAGAAUAAAGAUGAUAGUAAGAGAGUUAUUUCUCUUGGUAUGGGUGACCCAACUCUUACUACUUGUUUUCCUAACACCAAGUUUGCUGAACAAGCUGUUGCUGAUGCACUUCAUUCUGCCAAGUUUCAUGGUUAUGCUCCAACUCCUGGUCUUCCCCAAGCAAGAACCGCCAUCGCGAAAUAUCUGUCUGAUGACCUCCCUUAUGAACUAUCAUCCGACGAUGUUUUUAUCACCUGUGGAUGCACACAAGCCAUUGAUGUUUCAGUUGCACUGCUUGCUCGCCCGGGCGCAAAUAUCUUGCUUCCAAGACCCGGCUUCCCAAUUUAUGAACUUUGUGCUGCAUUUAGACAAGUUGAAGUGAGGCAUUAUGAUCUGUUACCAGGAAAAGGUUGGGAGGUUGAUUUAGACGCUAUUGAAGCACUUGCAGAUCAGAACACAGUCGCGUUAGCGAUUAUAAACCCCGGGAAUCCUUGUGGAAAUGUAUACACUUACCAUCAUUUAGAGAAGAUUGCAAAAACAGCAAAAAGGCUUGGAACAAUUGUGAUUGCUGAUGAAGUUUAUGGUCACCUUGCAUUUGGGGAUAACCCUUUUGUACCUAUGGGAGUAUUUGGCUCCAUUGUUCCUGUUAUAACUCUUGGAUCCUUGUCUAAGAGAUGGAUAGUACCUGGAUGGAGGCUUGGUUGGUUUGUGACAAAUGAUCCAUCUGGUACUUUUAGAAAACCAAAGGUAGUUGAGAGAAUCAAAAAGUAUUUUGAUCUAUUGGGAGGCCCUGCUACCUUCAUCCAGGCGGCUGUACCUCGCAUAAUUACACAGACAGACGAAGUUUUCUUCAGAAAAACCAUUGACAAUUUGAGGCAUACAUCAGAUAUAUGUUGCCAAGAGCUGGAAGAUAUUCCAUGCAUUUCUUUCCCUUCCAAACCACAAGGAUCAAUGGCUAUGAUGGCAGAACUAAAACUUUCGCAUCUUGACGAUAUUAGCGACGAUAUUGAUUUCUGUUUCAAACUUGCUAAGGAGGAAUCUGUUAUCAUUCUUCCAGGAACUGCAGUAGGGCUAAAAGAUUGGAUUCGUAUCACUUUUGCUGCUGAUCCAUCUUCUCUCAGAGACGCCAUGAAAAGGAUGAAGUUUUUCUAUCAAAGACAUGCGAGAAAACAGUAAAAAAAAAAGUUACAAAAAACAAAUGUGAAUCUUGGCAGUGACUUUGGCGAAAUCACAUUAGCACCAUGAAUUUAUUAAAGCUGUGUAGUUUUUGUCAAAAUCUUAGUGGCUCACUGUGAUUGCACUAAAUUCACCAAAGGUUGCAUUCUUUUUACUAUACUACACAAGAAUGGAAGAUUUACUUGUAUUUAUUUCAAUACCGCAUACAGUUUUAAUAGAAAUGAACUGUUUAACUGAACUAAACAUUGCAAUAGAGUUAAUCCUCUUCAUAGUGAAUCUUUAUUACUAUUCAAAAAUA
Messenger RNA from Cicer arietinum (chickpea), 1851 nucleotides. RefSeq names its product probable aminotransferase TAT2. The record is from RefSeq and is a predicted model, not a curated record. NCBI's taxonomy places the organism in Eukaryota, Viridiplantae, Streptophyta, Magnoliopsida, Fabales, Fabaceae. Gene Ontology annotation, molecular function: L-tyrosine:2-oxoglutarate transaminase activity; pyridoxal phosphate binding. Gene Ontology annotation, biological process: biosynthetic process; L-tyrosine catabolic process.